AUGAAAGCACAUCCUGUAUACAUGAACGCGCUCGUGUUAAAAAAUCGUUCAAUAGACAGCGAGCCACCGGACAGUAACCGACUCGUCGUCAUGCGGUUCUACGUGUUGCUGGUGAACAUAGUUGCUGUCGCGGUGACGAUGAUCAGCGUCGCGAUCACCUCCGAAAAAGUGAAUCGCGGACUCGAUCAGAUCGAAAGACCGUUUCGAGUUCAUAGUAUAGUCACUCCUCAAAAUCGGAACGUGGAGCCAUUUACUGAUUCAUCGUCUAUAUUCUUUUUGCAUCUGCUCAAGUAUAAACCGCGGUAUCAGAAGCUAGAUAAGAUCCCUACUACUACUGCCGCUGCGACAACCAGAGCUUGCAUCUGCGUACCUUUUUAUUUAUGCGACAGUAAUCAGACAAUCAUCACCGAUGGGAGCGGAGUAAUCGACGAGCGUGCUGGAAUAUGUCCUGGGGAAUUGGAUGUCUGCUGCUACCCGCGAAGAACUACACCAAUGCCUACGACACCUCCAACUACACCACCAAUAGUAACAUUUCCAACUACACCACCGACAGUAACAUUUCCAACUACACCACCGACAGUAACAUUUCCAAAUCCUCCCACGACCGUAUUUCCGAACUGUAUCUGCGUAGUGACAUCGCUAUGCGAUCCUAACGGAAUAGUCACCAUACCUGGCGAGGGUAUAAUAAAUCCGCGGUACGGAUUGUGCCCCGGCAACCUGGUCUGCUGUAGGAUAUUGGUGACCACGACGCAGCCACCGACGAAUCCUCCGACCACGAUGACCACGGUACCACCCACGGUGGCCACGACUGCACCACCUGGACAGACACAACUAUGCUUCGUAUGCGGCGGUGUCACUCAAUGUUUCACCUGCGUGACUGUCAUUACACCCGGCGGUGGUGGCAUGAUAGAUCCCAGAUUCUCUCAGAUUUUGUCAGACGGAAAUGUCUGCGCGGCGAUGAGCAUACCGUCCUGUCAAAACACGGCAUCAGACACGCCGAUUACGAACCUGGGCCCGUUAAAGAACGCGGGUACAUCGCAGGAAUGUUACUGCGUGAAGACCUGGUUAUGCUCUGAAGGAAACACGGUCAGUUUGGACGGUCUUGGCAUAAUUGACUCGAGAUUCACGACGUGCUCGUCGGCAGAUCAAGUGUGCUGUCGGCUCGCAGGGAUCGAUCUUCAGGGUCUUCGCAACGCUGGCACAACUCUCGUGUCCUCGUCCGGAAGUCCCGACGCGAACAUACCAUCCAAUCGUUCGUCCUCGCAGAUCGCUUGUGGUAUACGGGACAAUAGUUACGCGCCGCCGCAGCCUUUUCCCCCUAACUCCGAGAAAACCUAUUUCGCUGAAUUCCCAUGGAUGGUCGCGCUUCUCCUAAAGUCCGCGACCGGCGGUCCUUACGUUUUUCACUGCGGUGCUUCAGUGAUCAGUAACGGUGCCGUCCUCACUGCCGCCCAUUGCGUUGUGAACCAAAAGCCCGAGAAUUUAAUUGCACGCUUCGGACAAUGGAACUUGGGAAACAAUACACAACCAUUGCCUACUCAAGACGCGCAAAUCUUCACAAUAGUUGUGCAUCCGUCGUAUUUUAGCGACGGACUUUUUCACGAUGUGGCUGUCCUCGUUUUGGCAGAACCAGUCACUUAUAGCGCGAACCUCCUGCCGAUUUGCCUUCCCAAACAAGGUAUGGCCUUCUUGGCCGGGACCAGAUGCUACGGAAUAGGAUGGGGCAGCGAUUCGUUCGGACCGGAAGGAAAAUAUCAUGCCGAACUUCGAAAGGUGAGUCUACCUAUCAUCGAUCGAGGGGAUUGUCAGACGCGUUUACGAAGCACGAAAUUGGGUCAAUACUUUGAACUGCAUGGAUCGUUUAUUUGCGCCGGCGGCGAAACAAAUAGAGACACGUGCCGUGGCGACGGUGGUGGACCAUUGAUUUGUCAAGCCGCUACGGGACAAUUCUUUCAGGCUGGUAUUGUAUCAUGGGGCAUUGGUUGCGGAGCUUCUAAUGUACCUGCAGUAUACGCCAGCGUAUCGCAACAUAGUCAAUGGAUAGAUCAACAGUUCGCGACUUAUGGCGUAUAAUGAUGUGUGUCGUGUGUAGUUUAUUUAGUGAUUUCUAAUGCAACGAUUGCGAUUACGUGCCGUUUACGUAUGCUAAUAUCACUCGCAUAACUUAUGACAAUUAUUUAUAAUAAUAAAGUGCAAUGAUAUUUUAUAUUAACUUUAUAUACUUUAAUUAUCUUAAUUCGCUCGAGCAUCUGUAUUUUGUUCAAUCUUCUGAUCAUACAGCGAGUAAUCAAUGCGUCAUAAACACAUUCUCCGAGAACGAAUAUCUGAAUAGAUUUGUUUUAGUUAAUACGAUAGCUGUGUAACACAAAGCUUAUCGCGGCACGACGAGCGUGGGAAAGAAGCUCGGAGGUCAAGCGUAUAUCGUUGUUCUAGUUUCAGAGCAAAAUAUUUCUCGUAUGUAUUUUGAAUUAUACGACAAAUUGUCAUUCGCUACAAAGUUGAGCACGAUUUAUUGAUACAACGAGACCAAUCUACAGAUCCAAAGAAAAUUGCCCUAGGAAAAUCUAUGAAACAUGGCAAACGUUCGUACUUGCACGACUAUAUUAUCUGGAUAUGAAUAAUAAAAAAAUUCACAAAAAAGGCUUCUACCGUGACAAUGUUAUACACAUUGCCGUGACCAGGAUUCGAACCUGGGUUACUACGGCCACAACGUAGGGUCCUAACCACUAGACGAUCACGGCUAUUGGAAGAAUCGAAUGGAGUGUCGGAAACUGAGCACAAUGUUUGCGCCGAUAAAUAAACAAAUUUUUCAGUAAUUAAAUAUAUACUUUGAU
Messenger RNA from Temnothorax curvispinosus, 2834 nucleotides. Its product is annotated as phenoloxidase-activating factor 2-like. Gene Ontology annotation, biological process: proteolysis. The record is from RefSeq and is a predicted model, not a curated record. Gene Ontology annotation, molecular function: serine-type endopeptidase activity. Lineage: Eukaryota; Metazoa; Arthropoda; Insecta; Hymenoptera; Formicidae.